GGCGGGGCCUGGGCGCGGGGCGGGCGGCGGCGACCAGCCGGAGAAGAAAGAACAUGGCGGGCGCAGCGGGGCCCGGGACCGGCCUGGGGGCAGCGGGCGGAGAUGGAGAUGAUUCGCUAUACCCGAUCGCAGUUUUAAUCGACGAGCUCCGCAAUGAGGAUGUGCAGCUCCGUCUCAACAGUAUUAAGAAAUUAUCAACAAUUGCUCUAGCACUUGGAGUAGAAAGGACCCGAACUGAACUGCUGCCAUUCCUUACAGAUACAAUUUAUGAUGAAGAUGAGGUACUGUUAGCUCUUGCUGAGCAGCUGGGAAAUUUUACUGGCCUAGUGGGAGGUCCUGAUUUUGCCCACUGUCUGCUGCCUCCUUUGGAAAGUCUGGCGACUGUGGAAGAGACUGUUGUUCGAGACAAGGCUGUGGAGUCCCUGAGGCAGAUCUCCCAGGAGCAUACUCCUGUUGCUCUGGAAGCUCAUUUUGUACCUCUGGUGAAACGCCUAGCAAGUGGGGAUUGGUUUACUUCUCGAACAUCUGCUUGUGGUUUGUUCAGCGUUUGCUAUCCCAGGGCUUCAAAUGUUGUCAAGGCGGAAAUUAGACAGCACUUCCGUUCCUUGUGCUCAGAUGACACACCAAUGGUACGACGAGCUGCUGCUUCCAAAUUGGGUGAAUUUGCGAAAGUUUUGGAAUUAGACAGUGUGAAAACUGAAAUUGUUCCAUUGUUCACUAAUCUAGCUUCAGAUGAACAGGAUUCAGUGCGCCUCCUAGCUGUGGAAGCUUGUGUUAGUAUUGCCCAGUUAUUGUCUCAGGAUGACCUUGAGGCCUUGGUAAUGCCUACACUUCGACAAGCAGUAGAAGAUAAAUCCUGGCGAGUGCGUUAUAUGGUAGCUGACAAAUUUUCAGAGCUCCAGAAAGCAGUGGGUCCCAAAAUCACCUUAAAUGACCUCAUCCCCGCCUUUCAGAACCUACUUAAAGACUGUGAAGCUGAAGUCCGAGCAGCUGCUGCCCACAAAGUAAAAGAACUUUGUGAGAACUUGCCCAUUGAAGGUAGAGAGACCAUAAUUAUGAAUCAAGUUCUACCCUAUAUAAAGGAAUUAGUAUCUGAUACCAAUCAACAUGUCAAAUCAGCUCUAGCUUCUGUAAUUAUGGGAUUGUCUACCAUUUUGGGCAAAGAAAAUACAAUUGAACAUCUUCUACCUCUUUUUUUAGCUCAGUUAAAGGAUGAGUGUCCUGAAGUUCGUUUGAAUAUCAUCUCCAAUUUGGAUUGUGUAAAUGAAGUGAUUGGAAUCCGUCAGCUCUCUCAGUCUCUCCUUCCUGCCAUAGUGGAACUGGCUGAAGAUGCCAAGUGGCGGGUCCGGUUGGCCAUCAUUGAGUAUAUGCCACUGCUGGCAGGCCAGCUGGGUGUGGAAUUUUUUGAUGAGAAGCUGAAUUCUUUAUGUAUGGCCUGGCUUGUGGAUCAUGUAUAUGCCAUUCGAGAAGCUGCUACCAACAACCUCAUGAAAUUAGUUCAGAAGUUUGGUACAGAGUGGGCCCAAAAUACCAUCGUUCCUAAAGUGUUAGUAAUGGCGAAUGAUCCUAAUUACUUGCAUAGAAUGACCACUUUAUUCUGCAUUAAUGCACUGUCUGAAGCAUGUGGUCAGGAAAUAACCACUAAGCAAAUGCUGCCCAUUGUAUUAAAAAUGGCAGGAGAUCAAGUAGCAAAUGUUCGUUUCAAUGUGGCCAAAUCGCUACAAAAAAUUGGACCAAUUCUUGAUACCAAUGCUUUGCAGGGAGAAGUUAAGCCAGUAUUACAGAAGUUAGGUCAGGAUGAAGACAUGGAUGUCAAAUAUUUUGCACAGGAAGCUAUAAGUGUUCUUGCAUUGGCAUAAUGAGGAACAGGAGGGAAAAGCCUUUACUAAAUUCUUAUCACAGAUUUCUAGUCAAUGUGUCCUUAAACUGGGUGGAGAAAAAAAUGGAAAACCUUCAAGAUCUCAUCCAAGCAAAUGGCAGCAACUUCGAAGAAAUCAAAUUUCAGUGACUUCUUUCUAAAGAUGAAUGGGAUUGUUUUUUCACUCAUCUCUUUGUUGAGAUAAUUAUUUAAGCCAUUCUUAUUGACCAAUUCCUGAUACUCUAUAUCUCAUGUUGAUUCAGGCCCCAGCCACUUUAAAUAUUCUGGAAAAAGGCUGGAUGGGUUUGGAUUCAGACAUGAAGUGGAGUGAUUCUUUUAGUGUUUACAUAUAUGUGUAUAUCCUCCACCUUUCUAAGUUAAAUGUACAUGAUUUAGAAUAAUUUACAAACUCUCUAUUGGGAGAUAGAUUGAAAUUUGAAUGUAGUAAAAGCCAUAUUUUCCUAGAUUAUGAUGGUCUGCAUCAAUGUCUUACAUGAAAGGGGAAUGUGGAGUCUCAGGGUUAAUGUAUUUGGUUGUUUUGAUUUUUAUUUCCUUGAUUUUGACUGUAAUCAUGUCAUUUAGAAACCUAGUGUGGAUGUAUCUUGCUGCUAACGUGAUGUUGAAACUUAACAAUUUCAACAGCUCACCACUGUGACUGCCUUGAAAGAUUUUUCUCUUCUUUCCUGAGAAACUAACUUUAGUGCCUCCUAAUAAGCAGUAGUUCUACUGUUUGAUUUUAAGAUUACAGUUUUGUCUUUCAAAUUAGUGUAGGAACCACUACUAUGAUACUGUGUGGAUUUUCCUGCUCUUUACCUGGUUCUGCUUCCAGCAGUAUUAGCAUCCCAUUCUUUGUCUAUAGUAGCUUUCCAAACUGAAGUUUCUUUGCUAAUUUUUUUGGUGUAGGUGAUGCUAGAAUCUUUUUGAAAUGUUUGUUUUUCUACUUUCACAGUAAAGCCUUAUUAAUUCAUUCUAGAGUUGAAGAUAAUGGGUUAAGCUGAAGUAUUUGCUGAACAAAUUCAUAGUAUAGAAGGAAACCUGUUAGAACUACUUAAACAGUUUUAAAGCUCUCUUUAGAAAACACCCAUUUACCAAUUGACAUGCCAGUUACCAAUCAGUCAUUCUUUUCAGUUAUAUCACAUACCUUCCAUACGAUCUCUGAUAGGUCACACACAGAUAAAUUCAAUAUACUUUUUGUCCUUGAAAUAUAUACAUUUAUGUUUCAUGGAGAAUUUAAAUAUUUUUCUAGUAAAUUUAUUUACAUUUUUCACCUAAUCAAACUUACUUUGUCUCUAAUAAGUUUUAGUUACUGAGGUUUUACUGUAACUUAUUUUUCUCUGAGUGCAUCUUGCUGUAGUAGUUUGGUAUUUCUAGUUUUGCUUUUUGAAUUGUUGAUUUCAUUCACAAGCUCUUUUAAAUCUUGUGAGCCUGUUCUGUUUUGUGAAGACCCAAGAACUAUAAAAUUUUGUACUUUAUAACUAUUACAUGAAACCAAUUUUGACUGAAUAUUUUCAAAUUAUCUUACCUUAGGAAAACAGAACAGAAUUUAUAUCAGAAAUUAUCUGUCUGCAUUUUAUACUGCCAAGUGACCUUGUAACAAGAUUCCAUUUUAUGUGUUCUUGUGUCAUGGAUUAAAUAUUUUCCUAAGCAAAAAUCUUUUUCUGCAUUCACAUUUUAAUAUUGUAAACUGUUACGUUAUAAACAUUUUAAUUUUAGUGUCAUGGAUCUUAUUUGUUUUAUUACCUACAGGUUAUGUUCCUCUUUAUUUAAUUCCACAUAUGAGAGACUCUUAUCUUGAUUCUUGAAACAAAUUUGCACUGAAACCAUUCUCUGCUUUACUCUUUGGUUGGAAAUGCCAUUGUUUUGGGGUAGACUUUUAAAAUGACCUUGUGGCUCCCUCUGGAGAGCCCUGGGCAUAAUCUUUCUGCUCUACACCGUGAGUUCUUACUUUCUGAAAUGUGGGCCAUGGAGCAAAACAGAGUCUCUCUUUUUAGGUGGUCCCUUAGGGACUUCAUUGUUUCUUUUUGACUUAAACAAUAGGAAAUCCGUUUGAAUUUAAAAGAAUUUAUUCUUUAGAAUAAUUGUUCUUUGGCCAGUAACUUGGCCAUUUUCUCCACAGAUUAACUUUUUUUUUUUCAAUGUUGACCAGAUUGGUCUUAAACUCCUGGACUCAAGGGAUUCUUCCUUCUCAGCCUCCCAAGUGCUGGAACUACAGGUGUGUUCCAUUGCACCCAGACAGGAUUAGUUUUCCCAUCUUGAUUUCACUGGAAUGUAAAGUCUAGGAGCUCUAUGAGGGCAGGGUUUUUGUCUGUUUUGUCUUCUGUUAUCACCAGUGACUGGAUCAGUGCUCAAUAAAAAUGUGUUCAAUGAAUGAA
Marmota flaviventris (yellow-bellied marmot) is the source of this 4230-nucleotide messenger RNA. NCBI's taxonomy places the organism in Eukaryota, Metazoa, Chordata, Mammalia, Rodentia, Sciuridae. The record is from RefSeq and is a predicted model, not a curated record.